AUGGGGGGCAACGAUUACACCAAAAAGGACCGCUCUACAUUUCGUAAAAGAGCCCCAACCCUUAUCAAAAAGGCCCAUGAGCUCGCGGAACAGUGCAGCGCACAUGUCUAUGUCCUCAUUGACCAUCCACGUGCCCGGGUCUCUUAUAGCUCCACCAACGGUGGCAAAACACCCUUCCCAGAAGGCGCAUUAGAAGCUAUGUAUCCCGGACUGCAACAAUUAACUCAGUCGGAGAUGAAAGAGUCUCACGAAGAAACUCACCGGGAGAAAGUUGACGGAGUGUCUCGCUACUUUGAAUUCAGAGCCCAAGCUCUGUCUAAGACGAAGGAUGAGAAAACCGAAAUCAACACUACAGGAGAAGGCAAGUAG
Messenger RNA from Penicillium crustosum, 369 nucleotides. RefSeq lists its product as uncharacterized. The transcript is spliced from 2 exons. The record is from RefSeq and is a predicted model, not a curated record. NCBI's taxonomy places the organism in Eukaryota, Fungi, Ascomycota, Eurotiomycetes, Eurotiales, Aspergillaceae. Gene Ontology annotation, molecular function: DNA binding; protein dimerization activity. Bases 1 to 369 code for a protein of 122 amino acids.